Molecule: messenger RNA, 602 nt
Organism: Neurospora hispaniola
Lineage: Eukaryota; Fungi; Ascomycota; Sordariomycetes; Sordariales; Sordariaceae
Exons: 1
Coding region: 219-545 (108 amino acids)
Source: RefSeq, a predicted model, not a curated record
UGAUGAUGAUGAUGAUGAUGAUGAUGAUGAUUGAGGGUGGAAAACGGAGUCCGUCACGAUUGAGGGGGGGAACAUGAUCUCCGACAUACCUCUCUCUCUCUCUUUGACUUCGAUAUCGAAAUUGGACAACAAACUUCAUGACAAGAUGAUCUAAGUUCUCGGCACGCGUCACAGUACGGCACGACACAACAAGACACAACGCAACGGAAGUUCGUGGGAUGGAAAUGGCAUUGGAUUCAGCAUGUUGGCGCAUGGGAAGCAGAUUGCGAGCGAUGAAUCGAAAUCUGUUAACAUAUGCCAUUGGUCGUACUUUCUUUCUCCCUUUUUUUCCUUCACUUUUACAAAAUGGCGACAGAAGUUGGGAAGCACUAGUCACACGAACGAACCCGAAUGGUGAGUUGAAGAGGGGAAAACAGGGGAGUGGGGGUCUUGAAAUGACGUACUUUGUCCUACUAUCAUCAGCUCUAACGGCUUUAGGAGGCGCCUGUCUGUAUAGUUAUUGUAAGAUUAAGCAUUCUCUACAACACUUGAUUACCCACCAAUGACAACCAGAAGAUGCAUCGCAAUUGAUUCAUAUUUUACCACGGUUCGCUAUCAACGAG